CGUCUGUAACGUAACGUCUCAUUCCCAUUCUCUCUCUCUCUCUCUACAAAGAUGCAACAGACAUCACACAACACUCUGCUAUGGACGGAGGAGAUCGAUGAAGAAGAAGAAGCAAUCGCGUGGCCACAAGAACACAACAGCAACAACAACAGUACUAUUAUUAAUCCAAUAUUAGAUAGCAUCGAUUUUGAUCAAAUGUCUGCUGCUGCUGCUUUCUCUAAUUUCAGAUCAUCAGCCUUACAAAACGACAACGAAGACGACGAAUGGUAUAUCAACAACAACAACAACCACCACGAAACCCUAAACCUCUCCGAAACAAACAACACUUACUUUGGUCAUCCAAAACCAAACAUUAAUCUUCAAUCGUUCCACGACACCACCGGAUUCGAUUUCCUCGAUCCCCAUUCUUUCCCCCCUGAGUUGGGUUCAAAUGAUCAACAGUUCGUGGCUGCUCCGGAUAUAAUAAGUUGGAAUGACCAGUUUCAGCUGUUGCAGGAGGAAAACAAGGGGGGGAUGGUUUAUCCCGCGAGUGAUCUGAACGAGGAUUCGUUGUUGUUCCUGAACAGGUGUAGUAAUAAGUUAGUGAUGAAGCCGCUUGAGAAUUUGGAUUCAAUUGCGGGUCAACCGACUCUGUUUCAGAAGAGAGCGGCGCUGAGGAAGAAUAAAGAAGAAACGAAGGAUGAUUCAGAUGGUCCAUUGGAGAGUAGUCAUGAGAUAGAAGGAAGUGGAGAUGAGAAAGUGAAGAAGGGGAAGAAGAAGAAGAAAGGGGUUCCAGCUAAAAACUUAAUGGCGGAAAGACGGAGGAGGAAGAAACUCAAUGAUAGGCUUUACAUGCUUAGAUCAGUCGUCCCAAAGAUCAGUAAGAUGGACAGGGCAUCAAUUCUAGGGGAUGCUGUUGAAUAUCUCAAGCAACUCCUACAAAAGAUCAAUAACCUCCACACUGAAUUGGAAUCGUCCCCGCCAGCUGGUUCCUCAUCGAGUUUUUAUCCAUUGACGCCUACAUAUCAUUCUCUUCCCAACCACAUCAAGGAAGAGCUCUGCUCCAAUUCCUUGGCCGACCCAAAUUCUCAACCCACAAGGGUUGAAGUAAGAGCAAGUGAAGGAAGGGCGGUAAACAUUCAUAUGUUAUGCAGGCGUAAACCGGGGCUCUUGCUCUCGACAAUGAGGACAUUAGAUAUACUUGGACUAGACGUGCAACAAGCUGUCAUAAGUUGCUUCAAUGGAUUUGCCAUGGAUAUUUUUCGGGCAGAGGUGCAACCUAGAGAAGGUCAAGAUAUUCAUCCAGAGCAAAUCAAAGCAAUGCUUAUGGAAUCAGCUGGAUUAUUGGUAUGAAUGAUUAGUCUUCUAUGUGUUCACUUCAUUAUAAGUAGUACUACUAAUUAGUAUGAAGAAUGUCAAACCUUUAAGCAAAUAUUUGUUAGGCUCAUUAGAUAUUGUAUGAGCUCAAUUGAUGUCAUCAACAAUUUGGGUUGAAUGCUUUAACAAGCCAAUGAUUUAGUUAAUUGCAAAUGAUUUGAUGUUUAACAA
Molecule: messenger RNA, 1527 nt
Organism: Impatiens glandulifera
Lineage: Eukaryota; Viridiplantae; Streptophyta; Magnoliopsida; Ericales; Balsaminaceae
Product: transcription factor ICE1-like
Exons: 4
Coding region: 52-1332 (426 amino acids)
Biological process (GO): regulation of DNA-templated transcription
Cellular component (GO): nucleus
Molecular function (GO): sequence-specific DNA binding; protein dimerization activity; DNA-binding transcription factor activity
Source: RefSeq, a predicted model, not a curated record